AUGAAACUGUUCCAUAGGAUUAGGCCUACGUUAAACCACUGCUACUUAAGAAGAGAAGAGGAAACAGGAGCCUCCUUCAGCUCCUAUCUAUCAAAGCUAUCUAGCACAAGCAAAAAUAACUUUGCAGUGAAGGGGAAGAGGAAAACACUGAAUGCUGGAGAUGUCUUCUCAGCCAUGGAGGAAAUGGAGUUCCAGAGAUUCAUAGCCCCUUUAAAGGAAUCAUUGGAAGUUUACAGGCAUGAGCAAAAAGGCAAGAAAGAAGCAAGGAAAGACAAAAACAAGGCGGCAGACUUUGAGGAACAAGACAAAAGCAGGGAGGAGGAAGAGAAUGAUGAUGAAGAAGAAGAAGAACGGAUGGAGGCAGAGGAACAAAAUGAUGAUGAAGAGGAGGAUAACUGA
Messenger RNA from Chelonoidis abingdonii (Abingdon island giant tortoise), 399 nucleotides. Lineage: Eukaryota; Metazoa; Chordata; Testudines; Testudinidae. The record is from RefSeq and is a predicted model, not a curated record.